CGUUGCGGCGUCGUUUCGGCAGCAGCGGCCAGCUCGCGGUGGAAGAGCAUCGGAUAGAUUCAUAGAACCCAGAGCGCGGUUCGCUAAUCGCUCGCACCUCUUCGCCGUGCCUGGGUGAUGACAUUAGAGACGAACGACGAGCUAUCACCGAACAAACGAUUCUCAGGUUUCGUCCCUCGUGCUCGUCCUCUGCAGUUUUGAGGUUCGUGUUUUUGAUGUUUCUGUGCAUACGAUGAACACCGGUGUCGCUAAGAGCCCGGCAUUCUGUGUCACCGUUAGAGUUUGCCUGAAACCGACGUGCUUCAAUCAGUGCCCCACGUCGUGUCCCCGAAAUUUGUGGUGUCCUGCGUCCCUUCCAAAACCUCGCCUAAACCCCAUUUCCACAAGCAUCGCUGGUCGCUCUCUUGGGUUUUGUCGGAGAUACCACGAGAAAUCUUGCUUUUCAAAGAGGAACGGGAGAUCUGCAGCUGGGUCUCACCAAGAAUUGACGAAAGCGGGAGGUUUUGCCGGACCAAAGUGUGUGUUAAGUGGGUCGAGAGUGGAGAGUUCCAUUGAAUGUUGUUCUUUGAGAAAAGGCAGAAACUUUUCGAGUGUGGACUCUCGAAGGGAUGGGAGUGGUGCAAUAGGAGCUGGGGAAGUGCUUCCCUGGUUGGCAACAAAGGACACCAUGGAAGUGAAAAGGGCUGUGAAAGUUUAUAGCAGACAGAAUGGUUGUUCUUCGGGAGAAUCCACGAGAAAGUUGCAUAAGGGACCAGCUAUUUUGAACUCCCGGAGGGUCGGUGACACGAGUGGUGCAACAAGAGGUGGGAAAGCCAUGCCCUGGUUAGCAUCAAACAAAACCAAGGAAGUGGUUAAGAAACAGACUAGUCAUUCUUCUUGGGAGGAAUCGGCUAGAAAGUUGCAUAAGGAAGCAGAGAGUAGUGGUUCUUCGUGGGCAUCAACCAAACAGUUUGAUGGGAAGAAUGGUUCGUUCAGGAUGAAUAGGGCAGAUAAGAUAGCGGGGACUGAUGCAUCAGUCAGCAAACUCGCUGAUCACACAUGGAGCGCUGAUGAUUUUGGUAAGUUAGAGGAGGAUGAAGAUGUAGAAGACGAAGUUGACGAGGCAGAGACAAUUGAAGAUCCCAGGUGGGAUGCAAUUAAGACGAGGGUGAGAGGAGUAGUGGAUGUGAAACCACGGACAGAGAAUCCGAGACGCACAAGGUGGAAUAAGCAGGAAGAUUGGGGAAGAAAGACAUGGAAGGAGGCAAGUGAAUCGAGUCUGCCAAAGCUAGUCGGGGAAGGUGUUUAUGGCGUCGGUCCAGUCUUGGCAGCACUGUCAGCAGGAAGGCGAGAAUAUUACACAUUGUAUGUCCAAGAAGGGCUGGAUUUGAGUAGUAACAACAAAAAGAAGAAGGAUAAGAAGGGCUUUGAGAAAGUCUUGAGAAUGGCGGGAAAGAUUGGGUUAAGCAUUAAGGAAGCAUCGAAGCAUGAUCUCAACAUGGUUGUUGACAACCGUCCUCACCAGGGUCUAGUUUUGGAUGCUUCUCCAUUGGAAAUGGUUAAGGUAUUGGAACUUGAUCAAGUAUCCCUCGAGGAUGAGGGUUCUCUGUGGGUAGCUUUGGAUGAGGUCACAGAUCCUCAGAACUUAGGGGCAAUCAUUAGGUCUGCCUAUUUCUUUGGAGCUUCAGGGGUGGUCUUGUGUGCCAAAAAUUCAGCUCCAUUGAGUGGUGUCGUCAGCAAAGCAAGUGCUGGUUCUCUGGAGUUGAUGGAGCUCAGAUAUUGCAAGAACAUGAUGCAAUUCCUCACAUCUUCAGCAGAAAAUGGUUGGAGAGUUCUUGGAGGAUCGGUUUCUUCUAGAUCUGUUCCUCUGAAUGACAUUUCACCUGGUGUACCCACCAUUCUUGUUCUUGGGAGUGAGGGCACUGGACUGCGGCCUUUAGUGGAGAGAUCAUGUACUCAGUUGAUCAGGAUCCCAGGAAACAUCUCUUCGGACGUAACUGCCGGAGAAGCCAAUAAUGCAGAAGAGGGCACCGAAACAAAUAACUCGGCCGAGGAGUUCCGGUCCUUUUUGGCUGUUGAGAGCUUAAACGUCAGUGUUGCAGCUGGUGUGCUUCUCCAUCACCUGAUAGGUGGCAAUUCCAGUAAGGAACCUUGUGUAGCCAAUGAAUUGACUGAUUGAUAGAAUUGCAUGGCAUGCGAAUUUAAGUUCACUUUUGAAGUGUAUAAUUGCUUAUAUGUGUAUAAGCUAGAGAAUCCAUGUCAACUGGCCACCCCCUUCCUCUCCUGCAUUUGCCCUGUGGGCCUCCUUCCCCUUUAGGCAUUUUCUUGGGAUUUUCUCGUUGUUUGAGAAGGUAUGUUUUCCUGAAUUGUGGUUUAUGUAUUCAUUUGGCUGGAGGUAAUGGCAAGAAAGACUACAUGGAAGCAUCUUGCAUUCUUAAAUGUUGUUGUGACAGUCUAUGUUGUAGAGUGAGGGUAAUGCAAUCAAUUUCUUUUACUUUUUGCUUCUUUUCAUGUGUGAGAUUUC
Rhodamnia argentea is the source of this 2503-nucleotide messenger RNA. RefSeq lists its product as uncharacterized. Gene Ontology annotation, biological process: rRNA methylation. The record is from RefSeq and is a predicted model, not a curated record. Bases 233 to 2158 code for a protein of 641 amino acids. Gene Ontology annotation, cellular component: chloroplast. NCBI's taxonomy places the organism in Eukaryota, Viridiplantae, Streptophyta, Magnoliopsida, Myrtales, Myrtaceae. Gene Ontology annotation, molecular function: RNA binding; RNA methyltransferase activity. The transcript has a single exon.